This is a messenger RNA of Macrosiphum euphorbiae (potato aphid), 387 nucleotides long. The record is from the annotation of a GenBank genome assembly. NCBI's taxonomy places the organism in Eukaryota, Metazoa, Arthropoda, Insecta, Hemiptera, Aphididae.
AUGUCUGCCGAUGGAGUACAUGGAAAUAUAGAAACAAAAAUAAGGAAAGUUAGAAAUAUUUACGAUUAUGAUGACCUAAAAAAUACAAUUAAAUCUAGCAGGCAGAAUUUAGAUAUAAUUGAUCAGAAAAAAUUCAGACAAUGGACAAGUAAAAAAAGAGCUACGAACAUUAAAUCUGACCCACUUAAAAAUUUUAAACUAGGUGAUAUAGUAAUGGCUAAAUUUAAAAGAGGUUCUGUUACAAUGUUUUAUUCAACUGACUUUGAUAAUGAAAUUCUUCAGGAACUGGAGUUUUUACAAAAAAAAUUCAUAAAAACAUCACCAGUUAUGAGCCAGACAUCAUUAUACAAAACAGAUGAAUACCUCCAACUAAAAAAAAAGAUAUAA